Messenger RNA from Gilbertella persicaria, 951 nucleotides. RefSeq names its product Myc-type, basic helix-loop-helix domain-containing protein. Gene Ontology annotation, molecular function: protein dimerization activity; RNA polymerase II cis-regulatory region sequence-specific DNA binding; DNA-binding transcription factor activity, RNA polymerase II-specific. The transcript is spliced from 3 exons. Gene Ontology annotation, biological process: regulation of transcription by RNA polymerase II. Gene Ontology annotation, cellular component: nucleus. Bases 387 to 917 code for a protein of 176 amino acids. The record is from RefSeq and is a predicted model, not a curated record. NCBI's taxonomy places the organism in Eukaryota, Fungi, Mucoromycota, Mucoromycetes, Mucorales, Choanephoraceae.
UGUCGCAGCAAACACAACAACAACAACAACCUCUCAAGUUAAGACACCCAACACCUUACCAUAUUAUACAAACUAGUGAAAACAAUGGUUAUCAUUCACCUCAUCCGCUUUCUAAUGUGGAUUCAAGUAGCCCUUUUCAUUUAAAUCGAGAUUCUCCUUCUGAACAACAACAACAACAGAAUCAAAUCGAGUUUAGUGAUUCAUUCUCACAACAAGUGAUGCAUCCCAUGUCUUCACCCCUUUCAAGUGAAUAUGAUGAACAUUCAGAAUAUCCACAGUUAUAUGAUAGACAUUCAUUUAGUUCAACAACGCAGCCUAUGGUAAGGUCAAACAUUAUACAAUUCAUGUUUUUUUACCAAGAGAAAAUCUAGCCAACAACUAUCCCUAUGGAUAUCCAUCGUCGUUCUUCUGCUGCUACAGAUGUGUCUCUACAAAACAACCAACCUGUAUUUGUAUCAGGAAGUAGUUUUGAUUCUACGCAUUCAUUAGCUAUGUCUGCACCUGCUAAUAUGGGUUAUGAAUACACCUAUAAUCCAUUAGAGAUCCAUGGUAACCACCAUGGUAACACAACGAGUAACCAAAGUGGUGGUCAUGGCUUGGCAAAAAGUUAUGAAGAUGAUUAUACAGCACAACUAAAUAUGCAAAUCAUGAUGGAAAAGCGUAGACGUAGAAGAGAAUCACAUAAUGCAGUUGAAAGAAGAAGAAGAGACAAUAUCAAUGAUCGUAUUCAAGAACUUUGUAGUUUGUUACCAGAGAAAGCCCUUGAGAACAUCAGUUUAGGCCCAAAUAAUAAGCCUAAUAAGGGUAUCAUUUUGAAGAAGUCAGUGGAUCAUAUACGCUAUUUACAGCAAGAAGUCCAAUCUUAUCAUCAGAAAGUAGCAGAUUUAGAAAAGACAUUAAAAAUGUAUCAAUCAUGAUAAUAAACAUUCUCUUUAUUCAUCCCAAGGAUUA